UUACGAGGGCCUGAACCCGCAGGACAAGGGGCGAUGGUUUUAAGCUUAAUGGUUUAGGUUUAGACUAAAUGUAAGGGAGAAUUUUUUUCUGCUGGAGAGUGGUGAGGCACUGGCUCAGGUUGCCCAGAGAAGCUGCGGAUGCCCCAUCCCUGGCAGUGCUCAAGGCCUCUUGGAUCCUGUUGGAUGGGGGUUUGAGCAACUAGAUCUAGUGGAAGGUAUCCCUGCCCAUGGCAGGGGGCUUGGAACAGCUGUAAUAACUAGCAGAACGCUACAGAACAGCACGUGUUGUAAACGAAGCUGCGUUCUGUGAAUAGUAAACAUCUGAAUGUAACUUCUUUAAAUCAAUGUGAGUGAGGUGAGAGGAUGGUACAAUGGAUUUAGGUCUGGAAUUCAAAACUGUUCAUUCAGGAUUUGUUGCAUUUGUGUUGCUGGCAUUUGGGGGUGUCAGCUUUAGAUCUUGGUGCCUUCAGCAGCAUCCUCAGAUCUUGCCGUCAGUCAGGGACUGAUUUUCAGUCUUUAAUUUUUUAUGUAUUCCCUUGCCUCGUGCUGCAGUUGGGAAUGUCCAUCCUCCCAGGAAGGAGGUGAUGUGAAUUCCCUCCUGCAGGGCUGAGGUGACCCUCGGUUAUUGUUGAGGGACAGGCUGUGCAGGAACUGCUGAUGAAACACUGCCCAGGAGUUAGUGGGCCAGCAAGGGUGUCCUGCUGCACAGAAGAACUUAGCGCUGCAUGUAAAUACCAGAACUGGAGUUUAAGUUUCAAAAUAAGGGAUCUGUGUAAAUUAAAGCAUCUCAACAAAUUGAUGGCAUUUCCUAUCAAAUGGGUGUAGGGAGUAAAGCUGUCAUUUUUACUUAGAAAUUAUGGCAUCAGCACGUUCAGACUUCUCAGGUGUUGGCUUCCCAGACUUGCAGUUACCUACUGUUUCUUGAUUUUCCCCUUAACUUUCCUGAGAACUUGGCAGCCAAACCAUUUGUGGAUCAACUUCUUUAUUUUGCAUAGUGGUACACAAUCAUACUAUCUGCCUGGGAAAAACAAAGUAAAUGACUUCCAGCUUUAAAAUUAAAUGUCUGUGCUUGUAUGAAAGAAUUCUUUUUGUUCUACAUAAGCAAAGUUUGACAGCUCGACAGGACUGAAAGCAGAAUCUUGGCCUUUUAGUUCUUAAACUGGUGAAUUUUACAAGUUUUAAACUUGUAAAUGUAGUAAUUACAGAGCACCAACGGGAAGACCUAACAAUGAUCCCUGAUUUCUGUAAAUUGUUAAUGCUUGGAGCAAAUAGUGAGGCUCUGAAACCAGAGCUGUUCCCGGCAUACUCUGAUAUCCCACUGGGUAAGUUAAGAGUUGCUGCUCUGGGCCCGUGAGCUCUUGAUGUUGUGUUGCUGGUUGAUUGUUUUAGUCCUCUCUCCUCUGGAACAGGAACAUGCCCAAGAAAGGAGGGAAGCAUGCUGAAAUGGGAAAAGAAACACAGGCGCAGUGUAAACGAGCAAAGCUGGAAGCAGCUUGUUCUCCGUCAGUCCUGAGUUUUGAGAACCCAGGCAGCCUCUUCGGAAGCUUGAUCUCCCCCAUCAAAGAAGAGGUGUUUUUCAAGGAGUACUGGGAGCAAAAGCCACUGCUUGUCCAGAGAAAUGAUCCCCUGGUGGCUGCUUACUACCUGUCCCUGUUCCAGCUGUCAGACUUGAAGGAGCUGUGCAGUCAGGGCCUGUACUAUGGGCGAGAUGUGAAUGUCUGCAGGUGUGUGAAUGGAAAGAAGAAGGUUCUAAAUAAAGAAGGCAAAGUGAAUUACAUGCAGCUGAAGAAGGACUUUGACCAGAAAAAGGCAACAAUACAGUUUCAUCAGCCUCAGAGAUUUAAGGAGGAGCUGUGGAAGAUUCAGGAGAAGCUGGAGUGCUACUUUGGGUCUCUGGUGGGGUCCAAUGUUUACAUCACUCCCCAGGGAUCCCAGGGCCUUCCCCCUCACUAUGAUGAUGUUGAGGUGUUCAUCCUUCAGCUGGAAGGCGAAAAACACUGGCGGCUCUAUAAACCAACAGUGCCUUUAGCUCGGGAAUAUAAUGUGGAAUCAGAGGAUAGGAUUGGGAAUCCCACACAUGAGUUCAUAUUAAAGCCAGGUGACUUACUGUACUUCCCAAGAGGGACCAUCCACCAAGCUGACACUCCUCUUGGGACCUCCCAUUCAACACACGUGACCAUCAGUACCUACCAAAACAACUCUUGGGGAGAUUUCUUACUGGAUGCAAUUCCUGGCCUGGUGUUUGACACAGCAAAAGAUGACGUGGCGCUGCGGACGAGCAUCCCAAGGCAACUGCUGAUGGUGAAUACAGCUGACUCCACCAAGAAGCUGAGCAGCCUUUUGAGGAGGCUUGCAGACCACCUGGACCACACCAGGGAACUGAGGUCAUCCGACAUGAAGAAGGACUUCAUCAUGCACCGGCUGCCGCCUUGCUUGGGAUGUGACUCCGAUUCCUUGAUUCCAGGUGGGAAAUUGCCAAAAAUAGACAGCAAAAUCAGACUGCAGUUCAGAGAUCACGCUCUCAUCUCCGUGGAACCAGAUCAAGAGAAUGCUGAUGAAAUCCGCAGGGAGAUGGUUUAUGUGUAUCAUUCCUUAAAGAACAGGAGAGACACUCACAUGAUGGGGACAGAUGACACUGCCAGUGAGGAUGGCACGGCACAGCAGACUCACGGGCUGCGCUUUCCUUUGUCAUACUUGGAAGCACUGAAGCAGAUUUGGAGUAGCAGCACUGUUCAUGUUAAAGAGCUUAACCUCACCUCAGAUGAAGAGAAGGAAAACCUUGCCUUGUCCCUGUGGAGUGAAUGUCUGAUUGAAGUUCUUUGAUGCUUCUGUGAAUUAGCUGCUCCUCUAAAGGAGUGUUUCUGGCUAUUAAGCAUCUCUUGAGAGCGAGGCUUAUUAAAUUACUUUUUUAUCCAUCC
Messenger RNA from Neopelma chrysocephalum (saffron-crested tyrant-manakin), 2918 nucleotides. RefSeq names its product ribosomal oxygenase 2 (gene RIOX2). The transcript has 9 exons. The record is from RefSeq and is a predicted model, not a curated record. Gene Ontology annotation, molecular function: histone H3K36 demethylase activity; histone H3K4 demethylase activity. Lineage: Eukaryota; Metazoa; Chordata; Aves; Passeriformes; Pipridae. Gene Ontology annotation, cellular component: nucleolus. Bases 1414 to 2823 code for a protein of 469 amino acids.